AUGUUAGAUGGCUUGGCUUUUUUACGACUAAAUAGGUUACAAGAAGGUGUUGAAUAUUUAAAAUUAAUUAUUCCUCUUGGUGCCGAGGAGUUAUUUCAAUAUUUUGACGAAACCUACGUGAGUGGAACAAUAUGUCGAAUAAAUAAACAAAACACUCUAAGUUUAAGAGUUCGAAGUUUCCCAGCGAUGUUUCCUCCGGAAACUUGGAAUGUUCAACGAACAACACUUGAAAAUAACCAACAAACCAAUAAUGUUUGCGAAUCAUGGAACAAUCGAUUUUGUCAUUUAGUUGGAGGAAAACACCCAUCGUUUUGGACGUUAAUAACCAAAAUAAAAAAUGAAUUGUCGGCAGAACAUUUUUUUGCUCUGCAAAACAUUGGAGAGUCCAAAAUAAAACGUACAAAAUCGAAAACCGUGCAAAAAAGAUUAAAAACCUUAUACGAACGGUUAAAUACUUACCAAAUUGAAGUGGAUACAUUUUUAAAAAAAAAUUAUUUAAAUUUAAGAAAACGAUUAUAA
Messenger RNA from Macrosiphum euphorbiae (potato aphid), 519 nucleotides. The record is from the annotation of a GenBank genome assembly. Lineage: Eukaryota; Metazoa; Arthropoda; Insecta; Hemiptera; Aphididae.